AUGUAUAAUUACUCCAAACACUUGCAAAUUGGGUUUAAUUCUCCCUCCAGGUGCUGUUCCUACGUGGGGCGCAGAGGCGGAGGUCCUCAGGCCAUCUCCGUUGGGAAAAACUGUGACAAAUUUGGGAUUGUGGUCCACGAACUGGGCCACGUCAUUGGCUUCUGGCACGAGCACACCCGCCCCGACCGAGACGACCAUGUCUCCAUUUACCGGGAAAACAUCCAACCAGGACAGGAGUACAACUUCCUGAAGAUGGAGCGUGAAGAUGUGGACUCUUUGGCCGAGAUCUACGAUUUCGACAGCAUCAUGCACUACGCCAGGAACACCUUCUCCAAGGGGAUCUUCCUCGACACCAUCCUUCCCAAAUACAAUGUGAACGGAGUGCAGCCUUCCAUUGGCCAGCGAAACCAACUCAGCAAGGGAGACAUCGCUCAAGCACGCAAGCUCUAUAAAUGCCCUGCCUGCGGAGAGACGCUGCAGGACAGCCAAGGGAACUUCUCCUCUCCUGAUUUCCCCAGUGGAUAUUCGGCACACAUGCACUGCAUCUGGAGAAUAUCCGUCACGCCAGGGGAAAAGAUCAUUCUGAACUUUACAUCCCUGGAUGUGUACCGGAGUCGGCUCUGCUGGUAUGACUACGUGGAGGUGAGAGACGGGUUCUGGAAGAAGUCACCUCUGAGAGGUAGGUUCUGCGGAAAUAAAAUCCCAGAACCCAUCCACUCCACCGACAGCCGCCUCUGGAUUGAAUUCCGCAGCAGCAGCAACUGGAUUGGCCGGGGCUUCUUUGCCACUUACGAAGCCAUCUGUGGAGGAGAGGUGAAGAAAGACAACGGGCACAUCCAGUCUCCCAACUAUCCAGACGACUACCGGCCCAAUAAAUUGUGCAUCUGGAAGGUUACUGUCUCUGAAGGAUACCACGUGGGCCUCUCCUUCCUAUCCUUUGAGAUCGAGCGCCACGACAGCUGCGCUUACGACAACCUGGAGAUCCGGGAUGGGGGCACAGAGUCCGGCACCCUGAUUGGAAGGUACUGUGGUUACGACAAGCCCGACGACAUCAAGAGCACCUCCAACAAGUUGUGGAUGAAGUUUGUGUCCGACGGGUCCAUCAACAAAGCCGGCUUUGCAGUCAACUUCUUCAAAGAAGUGGAUGAGUGCUCCAGACCAAACAACGGCGGGUGUGAGCAACGUUGUGUGAAUACGCUGGGCAGCUACAAGUGCGCCUGCGACCCCGGCUAUGAACUGGCUCCGGACAAACGCAGAUGUGAAGCUGCCUGUGGUGGGUUCCUCACCAAGCUCAACGGCUCCAUCACCAGCCCUGGGUGGCCAAAGGAAUACCCACCCAACAAGAACUGCAUCUGGCAGCUCGUUGCACCCACCCAGUACCGCAUAUCGCUGCAGUUUGACUUCUUUGAGACGGAGGGCAAUGACGUGUGCAAAUACGACUUUGUGGAAGUGCGUAGCGGCCUCAACGCCGAGGCCAAAUUGCACGGCAAAUUCUGUGGGACGGACGCGCCUGACGUAAUCACCUCCCAGUACAACAACAUGCGCAUUGAGUUCAAGUCGGACAACACUGUCUCCAAGAAGGGCUUCAAAGCACACUUCUUCUCAGACAAAGACGAAUGCUCCAAGGAUAACGGCGGAUGUCAACACGAGUGCCUGAACACCUUCGGCAGCUACGAGUGCCAAUGCCGCAGUGGCUUUGUGCUACACGACAACAAGCACGACUGCAAAGAAGCUGGCUGUGAUCACAAGAUGACCUCCAUCAGUGGUACCAUCACCACCCCAAAUUGGCCGGAUAAAUACCCAAGCAAGAAGGAGUGCAGCUGGGCAAUAACAACGACACCCGGACACCGCGUCAAACUGACCAUCCGGGAGUUGGAUAUCGAAGGACACCAAGAAUGCACUUACGACCACCUGGAGAUCUAUAAUGGGAAAGAUGCCAAAGCGCCCGUCUUGGGUCGAUUCUGUGGCUCCAAGAAGCCAGACCCCAUCAUCUCUUCCAGCAACAGGAUGUUCCUCAAGUUCUUCUCAGAUAACUCCGUCCAAAAGAAAGGCUUUGAGGCAACCUAUACGUCAGGUAACACUCCCCCUUAGCUCAUGCCUACCUUU
Messenger RNA from Anolis sagrei ordinatus, 2106 nucleotides. Lineage: Eukaryota; Metazoa; Chordata; Lepidosauria; Squamata; Anolidae. The record is from RefSeq and is a predicted model, not a curated record.